Meloidogyne enterolobii is the source of this 2760-nucleotide messenger RNA. NCBI's taxonomy places the organism in Eukaryota, Metazoa, Nematoda, Chromadorea, Rhabditida, Meloidogynidae. The record is from the annotation of a GenBank genome assembly.
AUGUGGAGCAGUGCUUUUGCCCUUGCAAAAGAACUUGAUUCGGAAUAUACAGAACUUAAUGAUUAUAUGGAUGGAUUUGAACGUGAAUUAUGUGCUUGUGACCCAAUAACUACAGGAAUGCCUGCUAAAGUUCUUUUAGCCCAACAACAACAUAAUAAUAAUAUUCUUCAACAAAUUCAAAGUCAACGUCCAAUGGUUAAUAAAUUUGAAAGAAAUGUUGCUGCAUUGCGGGAACUUUGUUCUGAAAUUGAUGAACAAAAUUUAAAACAAAUUUCUGAAAAUGUUGCUGAACGUUUCGAAGAAUUAGUUCAUGCAUUUCAAGAACGUGGUGAUGUUUUAACUUCUUCAUUAGAACAUUCUGCACAUUUGGGAGACAGAUUAAAUAUGCUUUUGAGUAAUUUAAGUGCAGCAUUAGAGCAAUUACAUUCUCAAGAACCUCCCUCAUCUCGCCCACCAAUAAUCCGAAGACAGUUAGCUGAAAUGAGUGCUAUGUUUGAUUUAUUACAUCAAAGAGAACCUUCUUUCUUGGCAAUGAAAACACAGUGUUCUGAACAGAUUGAACUUGCAAAACAACAAAAUUUAAAUUCUGGACAAGAACCAUCAACUUUAGCAGAAAUGCACCAACAAAGAUUGGCUGAAUUGGAUACUAGAUGGACUGAACUUAAACAAGCGGCUGAAGGAAGGAGAUUACAACUAGAAACGAUACUUCCUUUAGCUGAACGAUUUUGGAUUCAAUUAGACCUUGCCCAACAAUCUGUUGUCCAAAUUCGUCAACACACUGAUCAAUUUGGAAUGACUGCAGCAGCCGAAGAUUUAUUCGAUAGUCCAGUAAAGCAAUUACAACAAAGACAAAAUCAACUUCAAUCUCUUCAAAAUGGAAUUUCUGAGUGUUCGCAAGGUGUUCAACAAGCACAUUUGGGUGGACUUGAAUUGUGUAAUGAAUUAUUGGGUGCUGAAGAAGAGCAAAGUUUUGUACAACAACAUUUAGCUGCAUUACAGGCACAAUGGGAUGCUUUUCUGGCACAUUUUACUCAAAUGAGUAGUUCUCUAAGUUUGGCUUCACUUCAAUUCCACUCUUUACUGCAACAAUUAACUUCAUUCUUGGCUGCAAAAGAAAAUCAAGCUUCUAAUAUUAUAACUGACAAUCCUUUAAAUUCUGUUGAUUCCGUUAGAGAACAACUUCAAAUUGUUGAUAUGUUACGAAGGGAAUUGGAUGAAGCAGCAAUUGGUCGUGAACAGUUAAACCAAAUGGGAGCUGAAUUAUGUGCUGUUAUGGCUGCUACAAAAAAUACAUCUAUGGGGGAUACAGAUGAUCCAACUCUUUCAAUUAGACAACCACUGGGCGAACUCAAUCAACGAUGGAAUGUUCUAUUAAAACGUCUUUUGGAUAGCCAACAACGUUUAGAACGUGCACUUCUUGAUAUGGGACAGUUCUCUCAAGCACAUGCUCAAUUAGUUGAUUGGAUUGAUAAAACUUUAUCAACAUUAGAUGGGGUAGAAGGAGAAUGGCGCUUAUAUUCAGAUAAUGGAACAAGUGGUUUAAAACAUAUUGAGAUUGCUUUAUGCAAAUUAAGGGUAAAUUUAUUAAUUAAAUUAUAUUCUAAAUAUUGUCUGUAUAAAACAGGCAGACUAAAAAGUCUCUCCGCAUAUGUCUUAAUACUUCAAAACGACAUUUCUGCCCAUCAACCAAGUUAUGAAGCUAUUUUAACUGCUGGAGCACAGAUUUUACGCCAAGAAGAUUCUUCUGCUGCAGCUAGCACACAGCCAAUGAUUGAACAUUUAGUCUCGAAUUGGUCAAAACUAGAUGAAAGAACACAACAAUUAUAUAAUGAAUUAGAACAAAAUAGGGCCGAAUCCACUUCAAGAAAUAAUGAUAUGGAAAAAUGGCGUUUAUGGCUGGCUGAUUUAUUAACUGAAAUGAGGACAAAUCGUCCGAUAGGAGGUCUACCUGAAACAGCGAUUGCCCAGCUUGACGAGUUUCGAGUAAUUCAAUCAGAUGUUGAACAAAGAAAGCCUCAAUUUGAAGAAUACUUGAAUUCCCUAGAAGAAUCAAUGGAAGAUUUGAAAAGAUCUGAAGUCAAGAAUGGAAAAGAAGACAGGACAAUUAGUCAAGUUAAAAAGCUUCGAGCAGAUUGGAAAACUCUUCAAGAAAAAUUAGCUGAACAAGAGAAGAAGCUACGACAAGCACUUGAAGAAGCAUUAGAGCUUUCCCAAGGGAUGCAAGAAAUGCAAGAUUGGUUACUUGAAGCAGAAAAUCAUUUGGCAAUGGUACCUCCAAUCUCAAGAUUAGUAGAAACACUCGAAACACAAUUGGGUACUCACAAAACAUUUAAUGAUUCUGUCCAAACAAAAUGUCAAUUUAUGAAAGAGCUAAAUAAUAAAGGUAUUAGAAUGCAAUUAAGCUGUGAAAAGAAGGAUGCAAUUCCUAUGAAAAAUAAAUUAGUUUCUUUAAAACAUAGAACAGACAAGCUUGCACAAAGAAGCAAUGAACGAUUACGUACAUUAACUAUUGCAUUGGAUGAUUCAAGGCUCUUUUUCGUUGCUCAACAAGAAUUAAUUGACUGGAUAGAAGAACAACUUAAAUUACUUGAUGAAAAAGAAACUGAAAAGAUGGGGACUGGUGACAGAAUAAGGGAAUUAUUAGAAGAACAUAGAAAGUUACAAGAUCAAAUAAGACGGAGAACAGGACUUUUUGAUGAAACUAGGCAAUAUAUUUGCUUUAAAUUAGCUUUAAAUUAUUUUCUAAAAUUUCUAGGUUAA